AUGUAAAAUAAUAAUAAUAACAAUCUAAACUUCGAAUUUAGUAAGGAUACUAACAAUCUCAACAAGAAAUUGUAAGGAUUUUAUAGAUAAAAAGAUCAAAAAUUUGACCAUUUCUUUGAUGAGCUAACUACAGAAUACAAAUUAUUUAAAGUACUCUAGGCUAUACCUUUAAUUAUUAGAAAUUGACGCAUGAAUGUUAAAUGGGUUGUUUUGGCACUACAGAUUUCAAUCGAAAAUAAUCAGAUGCUUGCGCCAGAUAAUGUUUGGAUCCGUAUUUAUAUAUUAGAAAAUCGAUAGGAGAUAAAAUAGGAUAAUGUGAUGUAAAUUUAUCUCUAUUUAUAGCAUUAAUUUUAAUAAUAAGAAUCAAAAUGCAUGAGCUCAACUGAUAUGGAUUGUAAUAAUAUAAAAUUAAUUCAGAAUGUUAUUCCAAUUUAAUAAGUUAAUUAGGAGUUUGUCUUUAAUAACAUACCUAAUUUGCUAAAGAUUAGUACAAAAGUGUGUUGUAACAUUUCUUAAAAAAAUGA
Paramecium octaurelia is the source of this 524-nucleotide messenger RNA. The record is from the annotation of a GenBank genome assembly. NCBI's taxonomy places the organism in Eukaryota, Ciliophora, Oligohymenophorea, Peniculida, Parameciidae.